Molecule: messenger RNA, 651 nt
Organism: Scomber japonicus (chub mackerel)
Lineage: Eukaryota; Metazoa; Chordata; Actinopteri; Scombriformes; Scombridae
Product: RING finger domain-containing protein
Exons: 1
Coding region: 1-651 (216 amino acids)
Biological process (GO): protein ubiquitination
Molecular function (GO): ubiquitin protein ligase activity
Source: RefSeq, a predicted model, not a curated record
AUGGCAGCGGAUGCUAUCCCAGCUCCCCAGCAGGGGGACCCAGCUGCUGCAGCACCCAGCCCCAGCAACCCCCCAGGGGAACCCAUGGAUGUGGAAUGUCCCAUCUGCUACCAGGAGUACAACCAGUACAACAAAUGUCCCCGGAUGCUGGAGUGUCUCCAUGUUUUCUGCACAGAUUGCCUACAGAGGAUCCAGCUCUGCCCCUGUGAGCCCCAAGAUCCCCACAGCCCACCAGCCAUCCCCUGCCCCCUCUGCCGCCACCUCACCCCCUUGGAGACCGGGAACGCCCUCUCUUUACCCAGCAACUCCCGCAUUCUGUCCAGGUUGCCCCCCGUGGCCUUCCACCUGCCUGUGGCCAUGGCAGCUCGCAUGGCCACGGUCACCCAGAGGGUGGUGCUCUCCCUGGAGGGCGACAGCAGGGACGCCCGUUUCAUCAUCCUGCCCACCGUCAGCCUCAGGGUGCAGCAGAUGCACCCAGACAGGCCUUAUGGCACGGCACCAGGCCUGGUGGGGGAAGAGGAAGUCAUACAGCAGAGCAGGAAGACACUGUUCUGUGUGCAACUGCUGGCUGUCAUCUUCUGGGUGCUGUUUGUGGUCACCUGUGUAGUCGGGGUGGUGUUUGGGCCACAUUUCUUAAACAGAAAACUUUAA